Gopherus flavomarginatus (Mexican gopher tortoise) is the source of this 1926-nucleotide messenger RNA. Its product is annotated as bone morphogenetic protein receptor type-1B-like. Gene Ontology annotation, molecular function: SMAD binding; nucleic acid binding; ATP binding. Gene Ontology annotation, biological process: protein phosphorylation; dorsal/ventral pattern formation; cellular response to growth factor stimulus. The transcript is spliced from 11 exons. Gene Ontology annotation, cellular component: plasma membrane; signaling receptor complex. The coding region runs from base 1 to 1926 and encodes 641 amino acids. The record is from RefSeq and is a predicted model, not a curated record. NCBI's taxonomy places the organism in Eukaryota, Metazoa, Chordata, Testudines, Testudinidae.
AUGGGUUGGCUGGAAGCAUCAAACUGGCAGCUUCACGUUUCCUUGAUCGUGCUACUCUCCAUGCACAUGAAGGGUAAGGAGAAAAAAGUGUUCCGCAAUCCUAUGGACCAGGGUGUGCUGGCCACUUUCAAGGCUUGUUACCUACGGAGGACAUUCUCCAUGCUGAUUAAGGAGACGGCAGGUGAAGGAAAGCCCAGUGUAGAGGAGCUCUGGAAGUCCUUCAACAUCAUGAACGGCGUGGAAAACAUUGAUCCGUCAUGGGAAGAAGUCACUUCGCAAUGUAUGAAUGGUGUUUUGCGCUGUGCAGUGCUAGAUGCUGUCCACAGCUUCAUAGAAUUUGAUGCCAUUUCUGCUUUCGAGCAAGGAAUUGUCAAGUUGGGGAAGGAUAUUGACUUUGAGGAGGUGGAGGAAGAUGAUGUACAGGAGUUGUUGGAGUUUCACGCUGAGCAACUGACAAAUGAGGAACUGAUUGAGCUGGACCAACAACGGAUAUCUGAAGAAAGCAAGGACGAUGAUGAGGGUGACAUAGGGCAGGAAGCCAGGAGUCUAAUGACAAAGACUGAUGGCUACUGUUUCACCACAGUAGGAGAUGAAGAAUCUGGAGGACAUACAAUUGCCUCAGGAUGCCUACGCUUCGAAGGCUUAGACAUCCAAUGCCGGGAUAUGCUGAUAAUACAUGAGAGAAGAACUCUUUCUAUUGCGUGCUGCAGAGACAAAGAUUUCUGCAAUGAAAACCUUCACCCAGCACUGCCACCUCUGAGAAAUAGCGAUUGUUUUGAAGGAAACAUUGGUCAUAGGGCCUUGCUGAUCUCAGUGAUCGUUUGCAAUAUACUCCUGGUACUUCUCAUCAUAUUCUGGUACUUCAGGCAAAAAAGGCAAGCAACCAGACCUCAUUACUGCAUUGGAGUUGAACAGGAUGAGACUUACUUUGCUCCAGGGGAAACCCUGAAAGACUCAACUCAAUGGUCUCAGAGCAGAGGAAGUGGGUCUAGUUUCCCUAUGGUCGAAAUUACUAUAGCAAGGCAGAUUGAGAUGGUGAAACAGACCGGUAAAGGUCGCUAUGGAGAAGUUUGGAUGGGAAAGUGGCGUGAAGAAAAGGUAGCUGUAAAAGUGUUCUUCGCCACUGAGGAGGCCAGCUGGUUGAAAGAGACUAAAAUCUACGAGACUGUCCUGUUGAGGCAUGAAAACAUUUUGGGGUUCAUUGCUGCGGACAUUAAAUGUACGGGGACUUUGACCGAACUGUAUCUUAUCACAGACUACCAUGAGCAUGGCUCCCUGUAUGAUUAUCUGAAAUCCACUCCCUUGGAUACAAAAGCCAUGCUAAACCUGGCCUAUUCUUCUGCUAGCGGCUUGUGCCACUUGCACAUGGAGAUCUUCGGGACUCAAGUCAAGCCAGCUAUUGCCCACCGAGAUCUGAAAAGUAAGAACAUCCUAGUGAAAAAGGAUGGAACCUGCUGUAUAGCAGACCUAGGCUUGGCAGUUAAAUGGUUUAGUGAUAAAAAUGGGGUGGACGUACCACCUAAAAAACUGGUAGGCACAAAGCGCUAUAUGGCUCCUGAGGUGUUGGAUAAAAGUUUGAAUAGGAAUCGCUUCCAGUCAUAUCUCAUGGCUGAUAUGUACAGUUUUGGACUCAUCCUUUGGGAGGUAGCAAGGAGAUGUGUGUCAGAAGGAAUAGUUGACAAAUACCAGCUUCCAUACCAUGAUCUUCUGCCCACCGACCCCUCCUGCAAGGACAUGUGGGAGAUCGUGUGUAGAAAGAAGCUCCGUCCUGCAUUACCCAGUAGAUGGAGAAGUGACGAGUGCCUGAGACAAAUGGAAAAACUCAUGACAGAGUGUUGGGCUCAUGACCCUGCUUCUCGGCUCACAGCCCUGCGAGUAAAGAAAACACUUGCCAAAAUGAUGGAGUCACGGGACAUUACAAUCUGA